AUGUGUGGAAGUUCAGGCAGGGAGGUGCUUGGGGGAGGCCUUGGUAGAAGUGCCUUUGGUGAACAAGGGGCUGGACAGGGUUUUGGGCAGGCUGGUGUUAGCAGAGGAAUCCAGGAGGUCCAUGUCAAUACCAACCUGCUGACGCCAAUACAAGUGCAAGUUGAUCCCGAGUUCCAGAGAGUGCGGUCAGAUGAGAAAGAGCAGAUUAAGGCUCUCAACAACAAAUUUGCAUCAUUCAUCGAUAAGGUUCAGUGUCUUGAGCGGCAGAACCAGGCUCUGAUGACCAAGUGGGAACUUCUGCAGCAGCAAAGUGCCCAACCAGAAGAGCGCAGAAAUAUCACCUCUUUCUUCCAAUCUUACAUCACCAACCUGCAGAGGCAGAUAGAAAUGCUCCAGAACCAGAAGGAACAGCUGGAUCCGGAAGCAUAUAAGAUGCUUCAGAUUGUUGAAGAUUAUAAAAAGAGAUUCGAGGAUGAGAUCAACAAGCACAUGUCUAAAGAAGAGGAGUUUGUGGAGCUUAAAAAGGAACUGGACAGCGCUUACAUGGGAAAAAUGGAGUUUGAUGUUCGGGUGGAAAUACUGAGGCAGGAGCUUGAGUUCCUCAGAUGCUUACAUGAAGCUGAGCUGUCCCAGCUGCAAACAGUAGUUGGCAACACUAAUGUCAUUCUGUCCAUGGACAACCAUGGAGAACUGAACAUGGAUGGCAUCAUUGAAGAAGUCAGGCAGGAGUAUGAGACAAUUGCUAACAGAAGCAAAGCUGAAGUAGAUGCCAUGUACCAGGGCAGGUACCAGGACCUUCAGAACAUGUGGGUAAAUCAACGUGAGCAACUGAGGAACAGUUAUCAGGAAAUCCAGGAACUUACCAGGCAGAUCCAAAGACUACAACCAGAAAUUGAAAUCACAAGGAAAAAGAAUGCCAACCUCCAAGAAACCAUUAAAGACGCUGAGCAGCGUGGGAGCUCUGCCAUCAAAGAUGGCCAGCAAAAGCUUCAGGAGUUGGAAAAUGCCCUGCAGCAGGCCAAAGAUGAUCUCGCUCGCCUUCUUCAUGAUUAUCAGGAGCUCCUGAAAGUGAAAUUGGCCCUGGAUAUUGAAAUUGCCAUGUACAGAUCACUCCUUGAGGAGGAGGAGACCAGGAUACAGGAAGGCUCACCAGCUACAAUCUGUGUCAUUGACCACAAUGCAAGUGCCACUGGAGUCUUUGGAGUAGGAUCUGCAGGCUUUAAAAGUGGGAAGAAGGGGCUGAGCUCUGGUGCUGCCAGCAAGAAGAGACGGAAAGGAUUGAUGUCUGGAGGAGGAAAAGGCGGCAGCUGUGGUGGAGGGGGAUCCAGCUCUGGGAGUGCUGUGGUGGAGGAGGAAGCUCAGGCAGUGGAGGCUCCAUGUCUGGAGGUGGCCACAGCUCUGGAGGGUGGGGAUCCAGCUCUGGCAGGAGAGGGUCCAUCUCUGGAGGAGGAGGAGGAGGAGGAGGAGGAAGCUCAGGUCAUGGAGGAUCGAGCUCUGGCAGUGGUGGGUCCAUCUGUGGAGGAGGAGGAGGCUCCGGUUAUGGUGGAGGAGAAAGCUCAGGCAGUGGAGGCUCCAUGUCUGGAGGUGGCCACAGCUCUGGAGGGUGGGGAUCCAGCUCUGGCAGUGGCAGAUGCAGUCCUCAUAGUGGUGGGCAGAGUUCUGGAGGCAGCAGCAGCUCUGGCAGGAGAGGGUCCAUCUCUGGAGUUGGAGGAGGAAGCUCAGGUCAUGGAGGAUUGA
This is a messenger RNA of Pelecanus crispus (Dalmatian pelican), 1737 nucleotides long. The record is from RefSeq and is a predicted model, not a curated record. NCBI's taxonomy places the organism in Eukaryota, Metazoa, Chordata, Aves, Pelecaniformes, Pelecanidae.